Molecule: messenger RNA, 1311 nt
Organism: Emiliania huxleyi CCMP1516
Lineage: Eukaryota; Haptophyta; Isochrysidales; Noelaerhabdaceae
Exons: 1
Coding region: 1-1311 (436 amino acids)
Biological process (GO): protein homooligomerization
Molecular function (GO): protein binding
Source: RefSeq, a predicted model, not a curated record
AUGUCGAAACGCGUCGCAGAGCCCGCCGGCUCGCCGUCGAAGCAGCCGCGCGUGGGCGCGUCCGCCGGCUGCUCGCGGCCGCACGGCCGCGUCGUGCUCAGCGUGGGCGGCACCCGCUUCGAGUCCUCCCGGACGACGCUGGAGUGCGCCUCGAGCUACUUCAGCGCGCUGCUCGCGCGCUGGGAUGACGAUGCCGAGCUCUUCGUCGAUGGCGACGCCGACGCCUUUCAGCCGCUGCUCUCGUACAUGCGCUUCGGCAAGCUGACGCUGCCACAAGACCAGGGCCUCGCCGAGCGCGUGCUGCUGCAGGCGGAGUACCUCGGCAUGGACGGGCUGCUCGCGAGCGUGAAGGCCCGGGCGUUCCGGAACCUGCACCCGGACACGCACCACGACGAGGCACGCCCGCUCCAGGACGCCUUUGACGCCGAGUUCGGCGGCCUGAGCGCGGCGAUCGACGACGGUGUCCUUCCGGCCCGCUACUUUGCUCCGGUGCCAAAGUCUCCGCCCGCGCGCACGAUCAAGCAGCUGUGGCCGGCGGCGCCGGGCUACCGCGCGCUCUUUGCGGGCGGCCGUUUCGACCACGCGCGGCCACAGUGGCAGACCGGGCUGCCGGCAGACGAGUCGCUCCACAUCGUCAGCUGGGCGCUGGUCGAGUACCGCGACGGGACGCAGCGGGUGGACGCCAUCGUGCAGCGCGACCUCGACGACACGAGACGCCACAUCGGCAUCUUCCCCGAGCACGCGCAGUUAAAGUCGCACCUGCAGCUCGCGUCGGAGUACACCGGCCCGCGGACGUCCGACUUCGCGCACUGGGUGGUGGUGCCGCCGACCGCGCCCGGCAAGCUGCUGCCGAUCUCUCCCGGGUCGGUGCGCGGCGUGUGGAAGCAGCCAGCGAUCACGAGAGAAGACAUCGGCUCGCAGAUUUGGAUCAGGGGCAACACGAUCAUUGCGAACGGCGAGACGCUCUUGGUUGAGUGGGGCGGCGAGAAGCCCGACGACGUGGAGGGCGCAACGAUUGAUUACGUGAUGGAGGUGUCCGAGGAGGACUCUCACGUUCGUCUGUCGGGCGACAUCUUUUUCGACGUCCCCUCCAUCGUUGGCACGAGCACGGAGCUCGACAUGGCUUUUGCGUCGGUGGACGGAUGCACCAACGAGGGCGGCAGGAUUGCGACCAAGUUCUUCAUCCCGACCUCCUCACACGGCACGGGCGAGGAGUCGGCCACGCAACUCGCCGACGCACGGGAGGUGAUCAUCGACGGCUGCAAACACUUCUGGCACUUUUCCGGAGCCAAGCGGGAGUGGGUCCACUGA